AUGCAAUUAUGUUUGUUUUCCAUUCCUUUGAUCUUUUCCGCUUCAUCUUCCCUUGGAACACAUUUAUACAUUUCUUGGGCUUUGACUUUGACCACUGUCAAAGUUCCUUUGACAAGGUUGGAUGUUUUCUACGUGCUUAUCUCCAUCCUUUGCGUACUUUUUGUUUCCCCAUGGCACAUUGACAAGACUUUCUACCUUCGAUAUUCCCUGAUUGCCCUGGCCUUCAUUCGGAUGCCCACAGUACUCUUGGCCUCUCGAAUCUCCGUGGUCGUCGCUUGCAACGUGCUGGCUUUGCUGAACAUCAGUUUGCGGGUGAGUUUUGAAGACCUGAAUGCCCCUGAACUUCGAAUGUCUGCAGCAAUUGCACUUGGAGUUGAGGUGAUGAGCUUUUUCGGUGUGAUUUCCUUCGGAAUCUUCAUGAAUUCCUUGGUUCGACAAAGAGUGGAAAGUCAAUUGGCCUUAGACAACAUGGCAGAGCAGCUCUCAGCCGCCUCUUCCUUGUUGCGCUUGACCUGCGAUGCUGUCAUCGAGCUGGAUGGGAAGCAGCGAUUGACACGACACUCACCUGAGUUGGCCACGAUGCUUCUCAUAGAUCGUCCUGGUGCGACUUUGGAGGGCCGGAGCUUGAUGGAGUUCAUGCCCCCAGAGGAGACUGCUCGAGGGCGAGACUUUUUGACCAAGCUGAUCCCAUCAGAGAGUGAUGAUCCUUGCGAGCCCUGUAUCACAGCACAUGCCUUCCAUACUCGCUUGGUGGACAGCGCUGCGAGCAAGAUGCAGGUGGAGGUGUUUCAGGUGAGAUUUGACACAGAUGAUGGCACAAUACACAGCUUGGUGGGCUUGAGGGACUUCACUGAUGUCACAUCUUUGUCUGGUGGGAAUGAACAUGCACAGCAGGACAUGCUCCAGGCGACAUCCUUUCGGCACACGGAGUUGUCCAUCCGAAGCUCCGGUUCAGAGCUCAGCCCAAUGAGGAGCACGCGCAGUUCACAAGACUCCAUGAUGACUGCGGAAGAUGAGGUCUUCAAUUCGAAGUUGAUGACUCUGGAGAUCGACAUGGAAGGUUUGGCGGCAGAGUCUUGUGAAAGGGAGGACGCAAGUGAGCAGGAAAGGCAUGGCCGAGUUUUGGCCUUCCAGGAACUGCCCGUGAAGGGUGCCAAGAUCAGUCGAAUCACGGGUACCAUGCGGCCCAUGAAGAACAGAUACGGCCGCAUCCAUGUGCUAAUGGCAUUUUCUCCAUGCAGGCACCUUUGGUUCAUCGGGACGGCAUUGCUUCGAGUUCUGAAGAUCAAUCUGGAGCUCAUUGAUGGAGGAUUUGUCCUCCAGUUCUUAAGACGCCUUGUUUGUCAUUCAGACACCUUGCUUGUGCCGGUGCCCAAGCCUCGCCGGCGCCUGAGCGUCGGCCAAGUGGAUGAAGCAGAGCUGCCGGGGGAUGCCGAGUCUGACAAGGACCGUGGUUUGAUUGCCCAGUUAAGCAAGAAUAACCUCAUCGAGAUGGUCUCAGAUGCUGAUACCGGAAAGGGCAAGAGUGGCCGCAGGGUUAGUCUUAGCUCUAAGACAGACAAGGGCACCACAUCCUUUGCCAACAAAACGAUGCAGAAGUUUGGGGACCAAGAUGUCGACUUGGCGAAGUGCGGAAUCGGUUUCACGUGCCGAAAGGGCUUGAAGCCGGAAAGCCCAAACCAGGAUUCCUGGUUCGUGCUAAAGAUGGACAGCUUUUCCCUCUAUGGUGUUUUUGACGGGCAUGGUCAGAAGGGCCACGACGUCUCCAACUUCGCGAUGGACAUGCUGCCGAAGUGCAUCAUUAAAGACGAGCGUUGUUUCACUACCAGGGAUUGGGGUCCGAUUUUGAUCGAGGCCUUCAAGAAGACGCAGAACUUCAUCACGGUCUCUGAUAAGGGAAAAGCCCUCCAAGCCCAAAUGUCCGGCACCACUGCCACGGUGGCCAUCCAUGAUCAUGCAGACAAUUCAGUGACCAUUGGCCAUGUGGCAGACAGCACCGCCGCUCUGGGGUCCAACCAUGGUGGGACCUGGAAUGGCGAUGAGAAGGCUCGCAUCGAGAAGUCAGGUGGCCGUGUGGUCUUUGACGGUUAUGCCAAUUACCGUGUCUAUGCGAAAAAUGCUCGCUAUCCAGGCCAGGCUGGACUUUGUAAAAGUGAACAGGAACAGAUCUUAAAUUCGUAA
Messenger RNA from Durusdinium trenchii, 2181 nucleotides. The record is from the annotation of a GenBank genome assembly. Lineage: Eukaryota; Dinophyceae; Suessiales; Symbiodiniaceae.